This is a messenger RNA of Amoebophrya sp. A120, 5124 nucleotides long. NCBI's taxonomy places the organism in Eukaryota, Dinophyceae, Syndiniales, Amoebophryaceae. The record is from the annotation of a GenBank genome assembly.
CGUGCUGAUAGUUGUAAAGCUCUACUCAAAGUGUAUGAUUGUGAUAUAAGUAGUUUCACGGGGAACAAUAAGACCACACUUACUUUGACUUCCCAACAGAAUAAACCAUGUCAGCGUCCCUUGGUCGGUCGAGGAAAUCAGUAGCGCCUCAGCAACAGCCAGCUGUUGCAAAUUGCUCUGCCUGCCGUGUGAUCUCUGGCCUCGCUGCAUUGGAUACUUUGAGCCGCGGCGUAGCGCCUUCUUCGGGAGAACACGAUGGUAACGCGAAGAAAAACGACGAUCACACAGCCUUUGACUUUGUGGCUGAUGUGCCGGAGGAUAAAGAGAACGACGAAGGCCUGCGACGCGAUGAUCUCCUCAUCGAAGCGGGGGAUGCAGAGGCCGCGAUUGUGAGGCAGAAUAGCUUUCUGCACUUGAGCGCAAUUGACCUUCUGCAGUGGAUCCGUUUCGCGCGGUACCCGGGCGAGCCGGCGAGUCAGUUGAUGACGCAGGCCAUGCUGGAGUACAAGGAAACUCUUCUUGACGUGCCGUUUCUCUCGCGUUUCCUGAACGGGCUACCACCCGGUUACGUGGCGCAGAUGCGCGAUUCGGCCGAUCUGCAAAACCAAAAGUACCAGAUCGCCGCGUUCCAGCAGAAGUCCCUGGAGCUCGUCGAACAGCAAGCACACCACCCACACACUCUGGCGCCCGCGAUUCGCAACAUGCAGCGCGCGCUCGCGGAGCUCUUCUACCCGCCCGAUUUGUCGCAAGACCUUGUCCCGGACGCGAAUUACAACGAGGAUGAAAAGGAAAACGCUGACGAAGAAGAUCACGUCGAGGCACUGCACGGCAAGUUUCUGAGCAAGGACGGCCACCAGGACGUGUGCCUCGUCAACGAGGAGUACUGCAACCCAAAUAUCGAGAACCGCAAAGUGCAGGUCGUUUUUAUGGAGCUCUCAACUGUUACAUUCUCAACUGUUACAUGAAAUUUGUAAUGCAAGAAUGGCAAAAGUGAAAGGGAAAAGCUUGCUCCUUUUGCAUUACAGGUUUGGAGCAGAUUACAAUGCUAUCUAGCGUGUCGAGAACUUGUCAUGCGGAGAAGGUUUGAAAUUGUGAAAAGUGAUAGCGUUUUUGCAUGACAAAUCAUGUAACAGUUGAGAAUGUAACGUUUGAGAGCCCCAUAGUUUUCCCCCAGCUCGUGGAUCCGGCCCUUGCCAGUCUGGUGCGCGAAGUGCAAUGUAAUGUACCCCGGCCGCCGCCGACUUUGACCGAUGUCACGGCCGCCUUCGACGGGCCGUCGUCGACUGCGUUUCUGGAGACCGGGGGACCAACAGCUGAGAUGGACCACGAGGAGCAGGAGCGCACGCCCCACGCACCCGACGAGCGCGGGGAGACUGGAGAAAUGAUUGCGGAAACCAUGGGCGAAACCGGGGAGAUACCAGCGCUUUCUCCGAGCGGUUCUUGGAAAAAUACCGGUUUGACAACAACCAUGAUGGAAUCUUCGUCCUCCUCGCAGAGGCCGCGGACAUUCGGCGGCAGCAGCAGCUUGCGGCAGCGUAGAGGAGCUAGAGCAGGAGGCUCGACCACGUCGAAGAACAACGAUGGAGGGGGCGAUGAAAUGCUCGUGCAAGCAGACGGAACUUCACCAAUGGGUCCAGCUGCGGAAGAACAAAACGCGUUCCUAGCGCAAGAAGAGGACAGUACGUCUGCUCGCAAAACAAAGGGAGAGGGGGCGUCGACAGCAAAAUGGGAAAAGUGCGUGGAUCCGUUGAUGCAGCGACAGGAGAUUGUCCGUGCCGGCGGCAAGGAGGGUUUGCUGGCCAGGCUGCAGGACCAGGUCGGAAAAAUUCGGAAACGGUUCGAGAAAAACGAGGUGCAAAUGGUGUUGCUGGAACAAGGCGGAAGCAUAUUUGAGCUGCCGUUGCGGUUCGUGUACGGCAGGGCCGAACCCGGCGACCUGAUCAGUUUUCUGGAAGCGACGCACCUGGACAACUACACAACCCCGACGCAAGCAAAACGGGAAAUGUGCUUUCCCGGGGCCGUGCUGCGGGUAGACGCGAACGCACCGGAAACCGGAGAGAUGCAGCGGCUUAAGCAGUUGGGCCACACCGUCCCCGGGAGCGGUCUCAAGGCCGCGGAUCCGAAAGAAUACGUCGUCGCCGACGGGUAUGAAAGCCUCAGGUUGGAAAUCCUCAAAGUGGAAAUGAUUUGUGAUGCAAAAAAGCGACUCCAGUGGAAGCGGCGUUUGUAGUCGGCGCAUGACAAAUUUCCCGAGCACUUAAAGCAUCUCUGUCAUGCAGGAUAAGGCAAAGGGGUGCCGUUCUGUCGUGCCAAGCAGCACUCCAAUUCUUCACCCCUAGCAGGACAAUAGUCGGCCUCCAUGGCGUCCUCUGCAAUGCAGUCCUUUUUGCAUCGCAUUUCAUGCAUCACAAAUCAUUUCCACUUUGACGAUUUCAAACCUGACGCUUCCAUAACGGGUUCCGCGUACCGGCCUCCGCGUACCAGGUGCUCGACAAGACGCCGCGCAUGGUGCCGCGGGAGGCGGUCACCCGUAUCUACCGACUCCACGACGUCCCGGGGGGCACCGGGUACGUCACACUGGAUGCCUCGUUUCUGCACCGGCUGAAGGAUGUGCUGCGCGCGGAAGUAAAGCGGUCCGGGACCUGGAUUCGCACCCACUUAACGGUGAAUCCGAAAUACCACCGCGGGUGGACGACGUUCAGCCUGUGGGGCCUGGACGACCAGGCCGUGAUCGGGUAUCCAGGCAAAAACACCCAUCCACAUCCAAUUUGUCAUGCAAAAAAUACAUAAAUUCCUGUGCUUGUCAUGCAAAAAACAUUCACUACAUGAUUAUGAUGAUGCAAAAAAUGGAUGUGGACAGGUUUAGGUUUUUUUCUGUGGAUAUCGGGAUGACGCGCAAGGCCCUGGGCGACAAGGUCGAGAAGCUGCUGAAUGCUUUGGUGGAGCAAGCGUUUGACCGCAUUUUCCCGCAGAUGAAAGAGAUGGACGACGGACCCAAAAAGCCGGCGGGAGUGACGCAGGACUGGACUAUGGUCUUGUUUCCGUUCCAGGAAAAAGCAAUCUUCCACCCCCUCGCGCGGAAGCAUCACGACUCGGAAAGCAAAAAGGACCUCGACCCUGGAGUGGCGAAAGCAAGGCCCAUCCCCCCGACGACGGCCACGACGGCAAGAUCCAAGCAGAAAGGAUCCAGCGCGUGGAAUACUUUGCGCGACUACCUUUCUUCGAACGAAACGUUGGCCGAGCGCGCUCGGCACGAGGCCAAGGAGGACAUGAAAAUCAAAUUCCGAGAGAAUUUCAAGCAAACCAUGCACAACCUGGAUUUUGAGGUCAAUCUUCGGUCCAUGACGGCCAUCGAGGGGAAGUUCGACAACCUAGCGCGCGCCGCGGCCCCACUGAGCAUCAGCAAGGACAGCAGUAGCAAGCGCGACAUCGCGGCCGUAUUGAACAAAGAAAUGACCAAGGUAUCGGAUGCCAUCUGGGCCCUGGCGGAUCAGGUCCUCGCGCACUUCGAGCCGCUCGAGCUCCCGCCGGGGGCACCCGAGCCCAAGGUGGGAGGGCUGGACGAGGUGCUGGAGCGGCUCCCGGACGAGUUUCCGGAACUCCCGUCGUUGCCGCUGAAGUUGGAAGAGUUGUUUCUGCUGGACGAGAAGGCUGGCGCCGACGGAAACGCGGAUACGGUGUACAUGUACUUACGCGAGUACGGAACCUGCCAGCCGACGCUGUCGACGGAAGCGCAGGGCGUAGACUGCAGUAAGGAGGAAAAGAGCCACACAGAACACCAGCUUUGCCCAGCAAAGUUCCCGAAGAUCGCGGAGAAAAGCGCGCACAUCAGUAAGCUCAUUCCGCCGGCGCAGCAGGAGAUGCGGAUGAACGAAAUCAACCGUGCAUCAGCAUCGGGGGCCAUGCAGGUAAAGUCUUUUUUUUUUUUGAACAAGAAGAAGAUUCAGAUACAGAUUGAUUUUCUGUUUCAUCCUCCUGAUUUCGAUUUGCUAGUCGGUGAUGUGUAGUAAGUUGUAAAGUACUAGUAUAAUGCCCUCCCCCUUCGAGCACGACCACGAGCAGCUCCAAUAAAACACGAACCAGGACUUCACACCAUGGCAACCCAAUGCAGCAGCGCCGUCGCAGGCAUACAUGGGGCCGACGCGGGCGCAGUAUUACGGAGGAGGAUACGGAUACGGUGGAAUGUAUGGUGGGAGCGUUGGUGGAAUGGAUCCCUGCUGCUGCUGUUGCGUCUACUGUUGCGACUCGUGCUGCCAGAUAGCGAUGAUGGAAACCUUCUUCUACACGCCGACGCUGUUCGGGAUCCCGGCGGGGACUCCGUGCUGCUGCUGGUGCCUUCCGGAGUAUGGCGUCGGUAUGUGCCCAUCGUGCCCGGUGUUGUGUUCGGAGGGGUGUAUGCCCUGUGAAAUGGGAGCGUGUGCAAACCUGCCGGCUAUGGGUUGCGAUUUGGGCAACAUGUGCGGCCUCUGUGGCGAUUUGCUUGGCGGCGUGGGAAAUGUCCUUGGCAAUAUACCGAUCUUCGGGAGCAGCUCGUAGCAUCUUGCUUGUUUGAAAUUCUCUCACCUGUUUCCUAGAAAAUUAACAUGUACGUUUUGAAGAGAAGUAGCACAGUCACAGAAGUAGCAGGCAGAAGAAGAACAACUUUAGCAUUACAAGGACAAAUUUCGAUUCCGUUUCAACAAGCAGGGAACCAAAAAGAAAAAGAUCAAUAGCAAGAUUUUAUGAAAGUAUUCUGCAGCACCUCCUCCGCCAGCAGGCACCUCGCUGAGUGCUUUUCAGUGAUACUAGAAAUCUCUGAUCUUCCUACUCGCUCCUCUCGUACUCGGUCGUGAAUGUGAGUUUCGUAGAAAGCAGCACUAAAGUAUCUAGAUUGAUAGGAUGCGAAAAUGAAAAACUGAAAUUGAAGUUGUAAAUUAUGCUAGUAGAAGCGCAAGCGCUAUGCUAUCGUCGAUCAUCAUGGCGUAGUAAACCCGCCUUGAGAUUUAGUUUGUAAAAAAUUGGUCGUCCCAGGCCCCGACGUAAAUAGAACAAGCUGCCACUUGAUAUUGAAAUAAAGCGAAAAAGUGGUAAAUAGAAAAAAAUGAAAUUGACUCAGCAUGCCUGUACACAGAAGAAAAACGGCGG